This is a messenger RNA of Cuscuta epithymum, 2560 nucleotides long. Lineage: Eukaryota; Viridiplantae; Streptophyta; Magnoliopsida; Solanales; Convolvulaceae. The record is from the annotation of a GenBank genome assembly.
GGUUGACAUGGCUCUUUCUCAGUGAUGCGCUUCUCUCCCACCGCCUCUUUCCCUGCGUUUCUCUAGGUGUGACAAUGGUCUUGCCGCCCCCCAUGUUGACUUCGUCACUACCGCUCUUACCGUCAUCGACUCCAUCAUCUAUGACAUGGCUUUCGGUUUUUGCACAAAUUUCAAGUUCAUCACCAUCCUCCCCCCCUCCUCCACCCCCCCCCCCCCUCCGUUUGAAAUCUGAUUUCUUCCCCCCAAAUUAGUGAAAUUUCGGAUUUGGAGGAUUUUGAUUUUUCAAAUUUUGGGAAAUCUGAUUUUGAACUCACCAUGGCGUUUAUUCCAAAAAAAAUGCCACAUAUUGUGAAUAAAACUGCCAAUGUUGUGUUCCAUUUUUGUUCACGGUGGAGUAAUUUUUAUGUUGUGGAUAAAAUGGCAUUUUUGGCAUCAAGAUGAUAUUUUGAAGUUCAGAAACUUUUGGCAGUCAUGCGUCAAAUGCUCUUGUUAUAAAAGAAAACUCAUCUACAAUAUACACUUAUUGUUUUUCUCACCAAUGAAAACCCGACCAAAGUAGGUAAACUUUUAAAGGGAUCAAUUUUAAUCAAGAAAACCAUUAAAGUCCAAAUUGAAAUCACAUUUUACACUCACUACUCAUCUUCUGUGCAUGUGGCCUCAAACCAUCCAAGCUAAGAGUACUUGAUAAAAUAUAUUUGUGAUGGAACUACUUUAAAAUGUCUAGACAUUUCAAGUAUCUUUAUUGAAAAAUUGAGAGUUAUAAAUUUAAUUAUACUGUCUACUCAAUGAAGAAAGUAUUAUUGGGGUUGAAGAGUUUUUGUCUUAUUUUGCAUAUGCAUGAAUAUUUAGCUUGUGGGAAAAUAGUCGGGGAUGGAAAGUGGCAAAAACUCUACUACAUACUAGGUACGAAGUAUGAAUAUUACAUUCUCCUCAAAGAAAUUGAUACUUGUCUAUUCUCUAUACGACAUUAGAUUGUUAUGUUAGAUGGUUAAAUUUCACUCUAUCGGUGUUUCAUUCCUUGUACAGACUGAACCUUCAGCUUGUAUUGCAACUAAAACCCCUUGUUUGGUGCGACUAUAGAUUUUGCAUAUGCUGAACAUAGAUUUUGUGUUCAACACAUGAUCAGAAACUUUCAAAAGAUGUUUCGUGGAAAAGAAUUGAAGGACUUGUUGUGGAAAGCUACUAAAGCAAGUUAUGUGAGUGCAUUUCAGAAGGUAAUGAAACAGAUUGCUGAAAAAUCCAAAGAAGCAUAUGAUUGGAUUAACAAAAAGAAUCCACAGGAAUGGUCAAGAUCCCAUUUCUCAAGUAAUCUUGAAUGUGAUAUGCUGCUGAAUAAUCUAAGCGAGUCAUUCAAUGCUAUGAUUCUAGAUGCUAGAGAAAUGGGAAUUGUGAGUAUGUUGGAAGCGAUUAGGACUAAACUAAUGCGAAGAGUUCACCAAAGAAGAGAUUCCAUGAAGAAUGUGCAUGGUACUUUAUGUCCCAAAAUCCAAAAACAACUAGAUAAAGCUAAAGAAACAUGUUUCAUGUUUACACUAGAGUGGUCUGGGGAUUCGAAGUUUCAGUUUUUGGGUAUGGGAGUCAAUUUGUAGUAGAUAUAGUUGAGCACACUUGCAGCUGCAGAAGGUGGCAAUUGACUUCAAUCCCACGUGUACAUGGGAUAGUGGCUAUUCACUUCAACAAUGAGUUGCCAGAGAAAUAUGUAGGUGAGUGUUAUCACAUUGAAACACCCACAAAGAUCUAUUCUCACUACAUUACUCCAAUGAAUGGAAGGGAUAUGUGGCCUAAAAGUGAUCAGCCUCCUGUAAUCCCACCAAAAGUUGCUCAAGUUAAAAGGGGAAGAAAAGCAAAAUUAAGAAGAAAGGAUCCUGAAGAAUUAGCGAGUGCCAAAGCAAAAUAUAGAGUCUCUAAGAGAGGGACUAUUAUCACUUGUAGUAUCUGUGGGGAAAGAGGUCAUAAUAAAAGAGCCCAUGGAAGUUUGAUUCAAAAUGCACCUAAAGUAAAUAGACCACCUAAGUAACCUAGAAGAAUGAAUAGUAAGCAUAUAGUUAGUAAUCCAGAAGCUCAAUCUUGCAUAUCUAAUUUUUCUCAGUCUCCAGAAUCUGAGCGUGCAGAUCAUACAAAUGUAUUACGGACUACGGAGGGAGAUGUGGAUUUUAAAAAACGAAGAAAAGGUCCACUUCCACAUGGGGUUUUAUUGUCAAAACCAAGAGGGUAUGUGAAGCUUUGUGAUUUGGAUAAAUAUACAUCUCAGAAAGAUCCAAGUUUUUUACCUUCUGGUGCUGAUAAGGAGAAAUAAAAGGGUGCUACUUUACCCAAUUAAAGAAGACUAAAUUGAGAUCAAGAGCCCUAGUUUGGGUUUUAAGUUUUGGAUACUCUUUUUUCUGCUUUUUGUAUUGGUUUAGGCUUUGUUUGCAACAACUUCUGCUUAAAUAAAAGCACUUUUGGGAAAAAAAAGUGAUUAGUAGUAAAAGUUGGUAGUGUUUGGUAAAAUAAGUGUUUUUUGUGUAAUAGAAAAAGUAAAAAGUAGAUUCUACACGGAAGCCGAGAAAGUAAAAGUUGG